CUUCCCCAUUUUCCUCUCCCAACCUCGGAAUUGCACCUCAUUCCCAAUCUCGGGUCAUUCCCCAAAUGCUGAUCACCUUCCAACGUUGUUCUUAAACCUCUCAAAGAGUUCUGCUGGGACAUUGAUCACAGAAUAAUGGUUAUCGCCAACAGGGUCGUCGCUGGGUUUGGUAUGAAAGAGAAUGACUACUCUAUCUUGCAUGGAUCUUGGGGUUUUGAACUCUUUCGGUUCACUGCCACAGUCCAGUCCCAUUGUCGGAUGCCGGUUCCGAUCGGCAUUCGAUAAUAUUGCCUUUGAAGCCUUCUACGAUCACCACCAAGGGAAACGUCGUCGUUCUCUGACUCGAUCAGCGGCGGCCGCUUCUUCUUCUUUUUCCUCUUCUUUUAGUUCAUGAACUUUGUUAAUUUGUUUCUCGCACACGCAAAAAGGUGUAUUUAAUUAACAAGUGUGUAAAUAUAGAUAUUUAAAAAGAAGUCGUCGUCGUGCUUGUGUUUCUAGUAGCUUUUUGGUGUACGUUCUGGUGAGGAAAUGAAUUCCGGGUCUGGUUUUGUAUCGCCGAAAUAUGCUGGUAAUCAUUAUGGUGUGUUUUCGACGGUGAAGCCUCCCGAAGAUGAGGUCGAUUAUGUAGAGAAGGACCCAACUAAUCGUUAUGUUCGGUACAAUGAAAUCUUGGGCAGGGGAGCCUUCAAGACUGUCUACAAGGCAUUUGAUGAAGUAGAUGGAAUAGAAGUUGCUUGGAACCAAGUGAGGAUUGAUGCUGUCUUGCGUUCACCGGAUGAUUUGGCAAAAUUGUACUCUGAAGUCCAUUUGCUGAAAUCACUGAAACAUGAUAAUAUUAUCAAGUUCUAUAAUUCCUGGGUGGAUGAUCAGAAAAAUACUAUUAACAUGAUUACCGAACUCUUCACAUCUGGAAAUUUAAGGCAAUAUCGUAAGAAGCAUAAAAAUGUUGAUACGAAGGCCAUAAGGAAUUGGGCAAGGCAGAUUCUCCGAGGUUUAGUCUAUCUCCAUGGCCAGAACCCGCCUAUUAUUCAUAGGGACUUAAAAUGUGACAAUAUUUUUAUCAAUGGGAACCAUGGAGAAGUUAAAAUUGGAGACCUGGGGUUAGCAACUGUUAUGCAACAGGCUACUGCUCGAAGUGUGAUUGGGACGCCUGAGUUUAUGGCUCCAGAACUCUAUGAUGAGGAAUAUAAUGAACUCAUUGACGUGUAUUCGUUUGGGAUGUGCAUGCUAGAGAUGGUUACUUUUGAAUAUCCAUAUAGUGAAUGCAAAAGUCCUGCUCAGAUUUUUAAGAAGGUUACCUCAGGUGUUAAACCUGCAGCGCUUGGUAAGGUGCGUGACCCCCAAAUUAAAAAGUUCAUUGAGAAAUGUCUGGUUCCAGUGUCUCAGAGAUCUUCUGCAAAGGAGCUGCUUAAAGAUCCAUUCCUUCAAGUUGGGAACCCGAGGGAACCAAUGCGUGAUCCCUUAAAGUUACCUAACCAAAAUCUCAAAGCAUUGAACUUACCCAAGUCUGGAUCAUUUUCCAUGGACAUAGAUAGUGAUUAUAAGCAGCUCUCAAUAAGCACAUGUACAGGAAGCAACCAUGGAAGUCCACGAGUUUUGGAAUUUCAAAGGAAAAGUAAGAACAAUGAGUUUAGGUUAAGGGGGACAAAAAAUGAUGAAAACUCAGUAUCUUUGACCUUGCGUAUUGCUGAUGCAUGUGGUAAGGUGAAGAACAUAGAUUUUCUCUUUUACCUUGAUACUGAUACUGCCGUCUCUCUGGCGGCUGAGAUGGUUGAACAUCUUGAGUUAGCAGAUCAUGAUGUGGCCUUCAUUGCUGAAUUUAUUGAUUACUUGAUAAUGAAACUCGUACCUCGUUGGAAGCCAUUAUCUGAUAAUUCCUCAAGCGAACUUACUUAUGGUGGAUCCGAUUUCCUUGAUGGUAAAUCCUCAGUGGCAUGCCCGUGGGGUUCACCAUUAUCUGGUUUUCUUGCUGGUUCAAUGGUUGAGCGAGCUUGUAGCGCCUGGAUAAAUCCUGAUACAAUUAGUUUUAAUGGUGGCAUUGCUUCUUAUCCAAGCUUUACUGAAUUUGCCGACGAGCAUUCAAAAACAUCAGUUGCUUCUGUGUUUCUGGCCGAUGAUGCUUCCAGCAAUAUCAGUAGAGCAGCUGAAUCCGUUCAUUGCAAUAUUGUACAUCCUAUGCAUUCCUUUGUUGAUGACAGAAGCUUGCAAGGAAAUUACUCCAGCAAUGCAGGCCAAGAGUUUCCAAAGAACAUAGAGGUGCCAUCACUUGAUCAGAAAGUAUCUAAUGAAAUGAGCUUGUCAAGCAGCUGUUCAUCGGUUUCUUUGGCAGCUGAUCUGGAUGUUGAGCUGAAGUUGGAACUCGAUACUAUUGAGACACAAUACCAGCACUGGUUUCAGGAGCUUUCUAGGAUGAGGGAGAAAGCACUUGAAGGGACCAGAAAGAAAUGGAUAGAAAAGCAGAAACUUGUUGUUCACUAAUUAAGACCAUUUGUUAUGUUUUCCCUUGUUUGAUGAUACCGUUGAGGUGUUUAUACUGUUUGCUGGUAAUCUAUAUAAGGGUUGACAUAAUUUGCCCUAUGUAUUGGAUGCGGCUCACCUUUUCUGAAGUCGUGAUCCUUCUGUUGCUAAGUUUUGUGCUCACUUUCCUGUUUGCUUUUGUUUGUUGAGUGUAAAUAACUUCUUGAAUCUGUAAAGCGUACAAUCUACUGCUGAUUCAUGAUCAAUAUAUAAACAUAUUGCAUGAGGUUGGAAAUUGUGAGGAA
This is a messenger RNA of Argentina anserina (silverweed cinquefoil), 2762 nucleotides long. RefSeq names its product probable serine/threonine-protein kinase WNK4. The transcript has 7 exons. Gene Ontology annotation, cellular component: cytoplasm. The coding region runs from base 529 to 2478 and encodes 649 amino acids. Gene Ontology annotation, biological process: intracellular signal transduction; protein phosphorylation. Gene Ontology annotation, molecular function: protein serine/threonine kinase activity; ATP binding. The record is from RefSeq and is a predicted model, not a curated record. NCBI's taxonomy places the organism in Eukaryota, Viridiplantae, Streptophyta, Magnoliopsida, Rosales, Rosaceae.